This is a messenger RNA of Petromyzon marinus (sea lamprey), 3574 nucleotides long. RefSeq names its product cell adhesion molecule CEACAM2-like. The record is from RefSeq and is a predicted model, not a curated record. Lineage: Eukaryota; Metazoa; Chordata; Hyperoartia; Petromyzontiformes; Petromyzontidae.
CGCCGCACCACCACCACCACCACCACAACCAAACCACACGCCCUCCCUCUUCCCUUCUUAACUCUCACCACGAGCGCACCUCCGCUUAAUUCUCUUCCGAGCUCGCAGUGCGCGCGUCCCCCACUUCGCCGCCGUUCGCCGCCACGACGAUGAUGACCACGACGACGACGAUGAUGAUGAUGAGUACGACGACGACGAUGAUGAUGAUGUCGAUGCUGCUGCUCGUCGCUGCCACCACCCUCGCCGCCGCGCAGAAUGGUGAUGUCAAACUGAGAAUACGUGCGUCUAAACAAAACAUUUUCGAGGGCGACAACUUUACCAUAUCUUGCACGAACUCCUCUGGAUAUUUAAAUCCAAAUUCCACCUUUUCCUGGGAGCUGCCGCCAAACAUCGUCAUCCCAGAGCAGCAGUUCUCAGAAAACAAGCAAACCAUCAGCAUCGUGUCAGUCAGCAGGAAGUAUAAUGGAAAAUACAAGUGCUCCAUCAUUGGCACAAGCUUUGCAAGCGACAAGACCAUUGACAUUUAUUACCCACCACAGGACCUGAAAAUAAUGGCAGGCCACGGAUCUCAACAGAUAUAUGAGAAGUUACUGCAUGUGUUCAUCGCAGAGGGAAGCUCACUGACUCUAACCUGUGAAGCAGUCUCCAAUCCAACGCUGGAGUGGUCAUGGUGGACUUCGGAUACUGAUCUCAACAAGUUCACCAAUGUUCUGUCCUUAAAUAAACCGCAAAAUGGCAGCAAUUAUACUUGCAAAGGCAAAUAUGAAAUGGACAAACAAUCGUACGAGAUGUCAGCCAGCAUCAUCAUUGAGGUGCCUAUCUCCGUGCCCACACUCACGACGAACAGCACAGGGGACGCUAAAGAAGGAGACUCGGUCGCUAUGAACUGCUCGCACGAUAACGGCACGGGGCAAUGGUAUGCCUGGACUCAGAAUGGGCAGCCGAUCAUUGAGGUGAAAGAGAGGUAUAUUUUCUCUAAAGAAGGUGCCUCCCUGCUGGUGACGGACAUUCAAGGGCGUGACAGCGGGGAGUACCAGUGCACGGUGCAGAACCAUUUGGGCAGAAAAAGCAGCAACGUCUUCAAGAUCAACGUCACGUCUGAAAAUAGGUUUAUUUACAUCGUAAUCGCUUUAGUGGUGAUUGCAUUGUCGAUAGCAGGCGGGCUGGGAGGCGUGCUGCUCUGGCGCAAGUUGACACACAGUAGAUCAUAUGACCUUCUUAAGCAGAUAAGAAAAAUAAGCGAACAGCCGCCUAAUCAAGAAUUAGUGUGAAUGUUGAAAACAGCAUGAGAACCUGGAAGAGGGAGGGGUUACAACAUUCCAAUAAGAUAAUUCGCUAAUCGUGCUCUUCUUUGAUUUAGACACUCGGCACAAACGGCAGAGUAACCACUUUGCUCUGUGAGCGAUGCUUUGGGAAGAUUUGUAACAAUGAAAUCCGUUGCUAUCUGUAUUGUCAGAAUUUCAUUUUUGCGUGUGUACUUUUUAUGUGUUGUGUUAAACAAGAGUGGCAGGGUGGCACAGCAGUAACACUUUUAUGACUCGCGGUUGUUCCUGAUAAGGGGCGCCUUUCUCCGUGUGGAGUUUGUACGUUCUCCCUCUGCGAGGGUUUCCCACGCGGGUUCCCCGGCUUCAUCUCAGAAGCUAAAAGCAAUUUGACGUAAAUGGUAUUGGCCAAACAUCCCGAUGGUGAAAACAGACCGGCAAAUUACUCGAUUGUGAUUUCACAUCGCAGCAAGAACUUGGCAGGACCCUCCUGCAAACCCGUUUUGAGACUCUUGAGGCUUUGCUGGGUAAACAAGCUAAAAAAUUAUAAUCAUACCAAAUGAUGAUGAUGCGGAUGGCAAAAGCUACACAUACAGAGUGCUUUUAUCAACCCUGUUCAAAGGUGGGGGGGGGGGGGGGAGACCCGGGGAUAAGCCAUCAGCAGAGGCCUUCAGGCCCCUCUAGCCCACUGUAGGGGCUGCUCUCUGUGAAGAGACGAAUGUUGAUAUUUUUUUCCCCAAAAAGGCCUCUUUGUGAGUCGACGCGGGGUAACGCCACUGCUGAUCAAUCAGAAAAGGAUUGCUCGUGCAGCUUUCGCUAUCAGUUUGUGAAAAUCGAUGGCUGUAUUUUGAUUCCCCCUUUCGUGUUGCAAGCUGGUGCAUCAUCCAAGAUGAGUAGCGUGAAUGGUGCAGUGCCCCGAUUUCUGAAUACUGUGGAGUGGCCUUGAGUUACUGGUGCGACCCGGUCAGCUCAGCCAUACAACACCCAACACGAUACGCAUUAUUAACGGCUUUCAACCCGUGGCUCGCACACCCCACCCUUAGCCGGAGGGGACAGACGCUUUACUAACUCCACAUUGCCAAGAGGCAUUGAACUUGAGAUUUCUCUGUAUUGCUGCCAUAGUAACUGGGUGGAGGGUUGUGGCGGGGAGCAGUCACGGGGACCAGUGGUCUUGAUUGAGGGUCCAGCAUAUAAAACAAAGGUUGAGAAUCACUGAAAUCCUGAUGUAAAAAUCAAGCGAGAGCUCAACUGCGGAUAUUUUGGAAGUACUGGAGCAGCGUCUAAAGUGUGGGGAUACGGGUGAAAUCAAGCGUAAAAAAAUAAACCUUACGAGCCACGCCACUAGAACUUCCAGUAAUCUUAAAUGUGAAUAAGGAAAACGACAACCAUGUGGACUGUAAAAACAACAUUUUGUACGUAAAAAAAAAUCACUGUAUGAAUGCUCGAGAAGUUUAUAGGAAUCCAUCAGUGAAUUAACCAACCGUACUGGCUUGGUUAAAGUUAUGAGAAUGAUGGAUUUAAGUUUAUUACAAUACAAUUUAGUAAAUCUGCAUUUUUGUAUUUUUUUAGGAUCAUAUAAACUGAACAGCAAGUAGUACACAAGUUAAAACGCAAAGCAGCAUGAAUCUGCAAAAAAAGAGAAAAAAAGAAAUCAUUCUGCGACAGAACACGCUAUACCAAGGCGAUUGUGUCAUUGGAAUUAAAACGAAAAUAUGAUUUAUUUUAUUUUACCAGGUAAGACCCACUCGGCUAUAGAGCUCUUUUUCAGAAGCGACCUGUCCACAAAUUAUAGCUCAAUGAAGCGGCUUAUCAUGUGGAAAUGUAAAUCAGCCAAAUUAUGGUAGCCAGUAAAAAUACAGAACUAAUAACAAUUUCCAGGGCAACUGCUGUACAAUAUCUCUCCCAUUGGGGGAAAAAUGGGUAUCUUUAAACCUGAGUGAGAAUAAUCACCUUCAAUCUAAUUCCCCAGAAACGUCAAAGGAACAUGUAUGUAAACCACACACUCUGAAUCAUAUCAAAUGGGGAGGAAGAUCAAAUGGACAAUAGGAUUUAUGAAUAGGCAAUUUUACAUCUGCAUUAUAAUCUGUACAAUCUCGCUUAACAAAAAGACGUGUUGAAGCGGGGAUGUCCAAUACUACAGCCCAGGGAAGGUUAUACAGAGGGAUAUUUGUCUUUUGGUGGUGUGAUACUUCAUUAAUGGUGUACUGUAUAUAUUGCUGCUGCUGCAUGUGGGGAUUGCGGUGUUUGAUUUUCGAGGACUUUGUAUAUAAACUACUGUUGUAAAUAAAAACGUUUUUAAUAAUAGUUUUGAA